Messenger RNA from Acyrthosiphon pisum (pea aphid), 1016 nucleotides. RefSeq lists its product as uncharacterized. Gene Ontology annotation, molecular function: GTPase regulator activity; protein binding. The transcript has 3 exons. The record is from RefSeq and is a predicted model, not a curated record. Lineage: Eukaryota; Metazoa; Arthropoda; Insecta; Hemiptera; Aphididae. The coding region runs from base 143 to 547 and encodes 134 amino acids.
CAUCGGGACCGGCGACACGCACGCAUACACUGCACCGGCUCCACACGGAAAAACACAGUUCCGUCGCUGGCGGCAUUGGAGAUCGUGCGAUCCACCCGCGAGCCACGGCGUCGGGGAGUGGGGGGGGCAACAGGUGCACGGGAUGCGGCGCCGCGAUUACACCGACGGCGGCGAACCACCGGACGCUCUGGACUGGGACCUGGACCUGAACCUGGAGCUGGAGCUCAGGGACGACCAACAGUCCAGGCUAUACCGGUACCUGUCUGAAGGGCACAGGCCCAGGUACAGGAACGAACCGCCGAGGAGGGCUGCCACGGUCACGUUAGCCAACAGGCGGCAGCAAUCUGAUGGACAGCUUUAUUGUCAGCACGUCAGGACCUGUGCCACCACUGGACAUCAUAAGGCCAAAUGUGCGACUCAAGAUUUGUUCGAAUUACUCGAAAGAGUUCAGAGCAACCGAUUGGAUGACCAGAGAUGUGUUCUACCGCCGUACUUCGCUCAAGUAAGCAAACAUCACGUCCAGCUAUACUUUUAUAUGCUUGAUUAAAUUGCAUGCAACUAUAUAAUUAAGAUUUAAGGCGCAUAUUAUACCAUAUAGGUUUAUUUAUUGAUUCUUUAAAUAUAUAUUUUUUAUUUUAUUUUACAAUACCCCGAGCGAGUACGACUGUAUAAUAAUGUGUAUUAUAUUCUGCACAACAUGCAGCAUAAUAUUAUAGUCGUAUAACAUGUUUGUUAUCUUAAACAGCUCGUGUGUGUCUGUCUGACAUGCAUUAUAUGAUAUAUUUAUAGUAACAGGCGCCAACUAAAAUAUUUAGUCUUGUCACGGUAUCGGAUAUAGCUAUGGAAUAAUAUGUUUAUUAAACAACGGAGACGACUCAACUCCUUUAGACAGCGUAUAGGUACUUAAAUUUAGGUGUUUUAGUAAAAAUAAAUAUAUCAUGUUGAUUAUUUUACGCCUAUAUAAGAUAUAUACACAUAGUAUAGACUGCAACUUAUAUUAUUAUAAGCUGUGUUAU